AUGCCUUUCCCAAGUCUUCGCCGGAGGACUGUCAACGAGUCGCCAAAGACGUCGAGCGAGCAAAAAACCUCACCGUCGCCAAAUCGAGGUCGCUCUUCGACUCUUCCAAGACUCUCUCCACGUAGAAGCAUCACCGCUAUGUUUGACUCAGCUAAGAGAGGCCGUACUGCUAGGCAAGUUCACAAUCAUCUUGUCGGCCACCUUCGGUCACCUACAAGAUCUGAAUCAGAUGCCAUUGAGGGUGACUUGUAUCCAAAAUAUGAUGCUUCGAAUCCUGGCCAUGACCCACAACGAGCCAUUGACGCUUCGUCAGUCGAGCAGCCAAAGCAAUUUCGUCGACCACCGAGCCCUCAUCCCCUCAAAUUCUCAGGAUUGUCACUAAUGAGCAAGGCUAACCAGGCAAUCUCGGACCAGAAGCAGUCUGAGUUAUCGUCGUCGGACAAAUCAUCUCCACCGAAGACUUUCCUUGGAGCAAUAACGUCGCUGUUCUACAAGGAGAACAAGGAGGCGGCAAAACCACAAGUUGAGGGUACCGGGGUGGAGGCUCCCUCUUCCACAGGAAGAAAGAGUCCCAAGAAAUCGGUCAGAUUUAGACCUGAGAACACCGUCGUUGACACAGAGAAAAGAUCUGCUCCCAUUGACAUCCCCACGCAACCACCAUUGUUGCCACCGAUUGAUCUCACACGGACGCCAAUGCUGACAGCCAUGAGACGAUUGCAAGACACCAUUCCCACAGGCAGACCUCAACCAUCAAAUGUCUUGCGAAACUCUGCAGUCUUUCGUCACGCUAGGGAGACCACAAAAGCCAGCGACAUACUUCCUAACAUGAGCAGCAAGCUUCCAGUGGAGCCUUUUCCUUUGCCUACUCAAGCAGUUCCAAUAGUCCCCCCAGAAACCGUCAAGCCUCUAGACGAUCCUUUCAGAGAUUCCCCAGAAGAAAUCGAUCCCGAAAUCCGUCGAGCCAUGCGUGAGCAGUAUGGUGACAGAUACUAUAGAAGAUUAUCCAGCAUUUCUUCCUCCUUGGAGAUUGCUAGUGGCCAGGCUGUUUUUGGUACCGGUUCAAAGGCCCAAAUGUUUGAAGGAACAGCUGAUCAUGGUACUGUUCACAUCCUCGAGAACAAGGAGGAUACUUCUGCUGGGGUUUCUGCGACGGCACCAGGAAGCAAGUUCAACACACCUCACCCAGACCCCACAGGCCAGUCUCUUUGGGCUGCACAACAGUAUGAUACAGAGUCAGAACUGAACCCACCCGACAUUUUCAUGGAUUCUGAUUCUUCCUCUACGUCAAGUGGAGAGGUGUUAACCAUGACCAUACCGAAGAAGACUCGACCGCUUACACAAGCAGCGACAAUUACCUCUGGCUCUUUGGCUGAGAGACAAAUUGUAGCAAGUGACAAUCAUGUCAUCACGAAGGACCCGAAGCAUUGCAUGGAUACUGCUGCGUUGGCUCAUCAACAAUCUUCUAAUUCGGAUGCUCCAAUGGUCUCCUUGACGAACCAGAAGCAGAAGCAAGGAGCAGCAAACGAUAGGAAGUUCGACUACCAAAACCAUCUUCAGACCUCUUACCCAACCCCGAUGUCUCCAUCACAGACACGAGCCGUGGGUGCUGAUUUGCAGACACCAUGUGUUCUUCCACCUGCGCUCAUCCCCCUACCAAUGUCCCCGUCCCAGAUUGAGCUGAGUCCGUACACCGAUCAAUAUGGAUGGUGUCCAUUUCACGAGGAACUCUUUGUACAUGCCGUGAAGAGAAUGAUCGAACCGGGAACAAUCGACUUUAGGGAAUUGGUCUGCAAAGAAGGAGGGUUGCGCUUUUUCUGGGAUCAGCAUCAGUUGCCUCCAAACACUGCUCCACGCAAGGAUACCAAGGGCUUGUCUUUAUGGGAAACCGACGACUUGUUGGAUGCGGUUCAAGGAGAACCAUCAGUUCAGCAGUCGUCUACAGCCAGUAAACUUGGUGUUUCUGUGAAUGCCAUGUCACCAACCCACUUGCAUCACACCGCACUGCAACAUCUGCAUGGAGAAGCAGAGACCGAUGGUGACUUCGAUAACAGUUCUGUUCUCGGUCUGCGAGGAUCAUUUUCCGAUACGGAAGUUGAACCUAGAUCCUGGCUUGCUGGACAAGUCAAGGGCUGGACGAAUACAGAAGCGAGCGAUACGUUCAGUGGACUCAGUAUGGAAGGAAACAUAUCCACCGAGUCUGUGCAUUCAGCCAGUAUUCAGCCCAAGACGAUCGAGUUGCCUCUGCGAUUGAAACGUGAAGUGACGGAGAAUCUUAACACGUCGGAAGAGGACAGAGAAAUCUCAGAGAAUGAAUCUGGUUCGGAAUCUCCAACUGACAUGUUGAAACGUACUGCUGCCUCUCACAUGGAAAAAGUCUCGGCCCACGGUCACAAAUGGUCACCACGUCGUCACAAUGACGAAGGCGGAUCGGACGAAACAGGCGGUACUACGUUCUCGAGCGCUCAGUCUGAGUCGGGAGACGAAGACGAAGAUUAUUGCCGAGGCAUCAUCUGA
Molecule: messenger RNA, 2514 nt
Organism: Exophiala spinifera
Lineage: Eukaryota; Fungi; Ascomycota; Eurotiomycetes; Chaetothyriales; Herpotrichiellaceae
Exons: 4
Coding region: 1-2514 (837 amino acids)
Source: RefSeq, a predicted model, not a curated record